AGGAGGGCGACCUUUUUGGCAGGGUUCUUGAGUUUUUGGAACUCAAGAACCGUGAAUGGCUGUGACUGCACUGUAAAUAGUCGUAAGCAUACUGGCCUACAAGUGUCAGAGGCUUUCAUUUCUGGAAGGGCGCUUCACCCAAGUCCGAGUUGGCCUCUUUGAGGAAGUUUGAAGAGUUGCUGGACGUGAUUAUGGACGAUACUGAGCUUAUUUUGUCAGAUGGCGAAAGCGUUUGCGUUUCGACAAGAGAUUCAUUGCGCAGCAUGAUGGAAGAGGAUGAACUAACUGAAUUUGGGAGAAGGAUUGACUUGAUUGUUAACUGCAGCCGUUUAGGAGCCACUGUUGAACUAUGCAGCAUAGAGUUUAAAAAACAAGAUGCAAGUAAAUCGGUGGUUACUCACCAACAAAGCAAAAAUGCUAGAAUAAACUCUUGUAUCUUAAGCAGCAUCAACUCCUUGACAAAGAAUUUUAGCAAUCAAAUAUUAUCCUUUGACUUUGUUGGAAACAACGGUUAUAUGACACAGAUGUGUUGCUACGAAGACGUUAUGUUUUCUCAAAAAAUCGCUGAUCUUCAUAUACCGACAGAUGCAUUCGAGUUGGAUAGUUUGAGAAGUACUUCGAAGUAUUUGUAUUUGUGGAAGUCACAUCUUGUAAAGUUAUCUGCUACAGUCAUAAAAUCCCUAUACAGCAACAAACGAAAGUAUUCUCUUGUCGAAAUAUGCGAAAAAGAUAGCAACAAAUCGUCAAGGCUCUCCCCUCCCCCCGUCUAGCUCAAUGAUAUUUUCAUGACCCCACACAGAAAGAGUACAAAAUAAAUAUAUUAAUUAUGACCUCC
Molecule: messenger RNA, 835 nt
Organism: Mucor mucedo
Lineage: Eukaryota; Fungi; Mucoromycota; Mucoromycetes; Mucorales; Mucoraceae
Exons: 1
Coding region: 192-770 (192 amino acids)
Source: RefSeq, a predicted model, not a curated record